Molecule: messenger RNA, 570 nt
Organism: Macroventuria anomochaeta
Lineage: Eukaryota; Fungi; Ascomycota; Dothideomycetes; Pleosporales; Didymellaceae
Exons: 2
Coding region: 1-570 (189 amino acids)
Biological process (GO): rRNA processing
Cellular component (GO): Mpp10 complex; small-subunit processome; small ribosomal subunit
Molecular function (GO): structural constituent of ribosome; snoRNA binding; rRNA binding
Source: RefSeq, a predicted model, not a curated record
AUGACGCGCAAACUCAAGCACCACGAGCAGAAGCUCCUGCGCAAGGUCGACUUCAACACCUACAAGUCCGACAACGACCACCGCGAGACCCUCGUAAUGCGCCGCUACGCCAUCCAAGGCCGCGACGACUACCGGAAGUACAACCAGCUCUGCGGCUCCCUGCGCCAGCUCGCACACCGCAUCGCGAAUCUCGACCCUGCCGAUCCUUUCCGCCGGAAACAGGAAGACUUGCUGCUCGAGAAGCUGUUCGACAUGGGCGUUUUGGGCACGGGAGGAGGCGGGCGCGGCAAGCUGAGCGACGUCGAGCACAAGGUUACGGUCAGCGCGUUUGCGAGGAGGAGGCUGCCGGUGGUCAUGACGAGGUUGAGGAUGAGCGAGCAUCUGACGAGUGCGAUCAAGAUGAUUGAGCAGGGGCACGUCCGGGUUGGGACUACCGUCAUCACGGAUCCGGCGUACUUGGUGACAAGGAACAUGGAGGACUUUGUCACUUGGGUCGACUCGUCCAAGAUCAAGCGCAACAUCAUGAAGUACCGCGACAAGCUGGACGACUUCGAGCUCGAGGCUUUGUAA